AUGUUUGCUGUCCGCGCCAAAACACCUUACACGGAUGAUGAUGAUGAUGAUGAUGAUGAGGAUGAUGAUGAUGAUGAUGAUGAUGAUGAUGAUGAUGAUGAUGAUGAUGAUGAUGAUGAUGAUGAUGAUGAUGAUGAUGGAAAGAUGGUUUCGAUGGUUGUUUUCACGAAAGUUUGCCUCUUACAUAUAUCAAUUACACCUGAAUUGUUGCCGGAAUUUGAACGUACGUUAACUAGACUACCUCAGCAAUUAAUUAUGUCUCUGCAAGCUUUCCACCGAUUGUGGUGACAGAAGUUUUGGUUUUUCUAGAGAUCGGAUUUCGUUAUACGCCGACAAAUGGCCUGAAGUGUAAUUUGUCUACACUUAUAAAAACACGCCAAAAGAGCCAGUUAUCGUGAGACGUGGGGCAGCACAUUCCUAUUUAACGAGAUUAUUUGUGUCCCUAAACGUUUGUGCCAAUUGGCUGCACUCAUUAGGAUGUUGUCUAACCUGAAAGAGGAACGGGAAUUGUUUAAAAGCGUCAUCGUUUAGGCCCUACAUGUGCAUAUAGACUACAUUGGGCUUCUUACCGACCAAAAGUAUUUAAUUGAUUAUUGAUGUACAGGGCAGACUGACUGCUUAAUACUUCCUCUGCGUCGAUACUGGCAGGGCACAAACUUGAAAUUUGUGCUUUAAACACAAGAAAACGUUGACACUUCCUUUGGAGUUUGCCGAAGGAUCACUUGGUUAACCAAGCUAUCUCUCAUGUUGCCGAGUCAGCAAUCUCAUUUUUCCUAUUUUACUUACUCAACAGCUCCGUUAUGACUGUACACAGCGACCUCCUGCCAAAAAUUUGAGUGGCAGUCAGCGCUUUUGGAAGAACAGAAGCGCGGGUGGGGUCGAAAUAGAAAGCGCAGAAUAAAAAGUCAUUCCUGGCAUUUUUGACAUUUUACCGGGUCCGGCAUACGGAUUCUGUUCAAAAAGAAAGAUAUAUUUUAUUUUUUUAAAGAAUUGGCAUAUUAAAAUGGGACAGGAUGCCGUAAAUGCAGAACCAUGAAGAUUUUCAUGAAUAUCCUCUCGAUCCCUCCUUUUAUUUUCCCAUACAGAUAUUUAA
Molecule: messenger RNA, 1093 nt
Organism: Spirometra erinaceieuropaei
Lineage: Eukaryota; Metazoa; Platyhelminthes; Cestoda; Diphyllobothriidea; Diphyllobothriidae
Source: the annotation of a GenBank genome assembly